AUGCAUCAUCAACAGACACUACUCAUACAAUUCGAGCGGAAUCUUGUUCGCUAUCACAACGGCGAAGAUAUAUCUAUACAGAUUCAACAAGUCAUUGUCGACCGUCUCGAUCAGCUACUUGGAAGGGCUCAUGUGGACGUAAUUGCUACACGCGAAGACCUUGCAGUUAUGCUAUUCCAGCUCGAGCAUUUGCAAGAUGCGAGGCAGUCUCAACUCGAAGUCUUAUAUUUCCAGAUCUGUCGUGGGUCUGGUGCUUUUGCAAGGGGUUCAAGAGAAAUAGAAGAAGCCGUCUACCAGGACCUCAGAGCGAUUGAACACAACGACACACCAAGCGCAAUACAACCACGAACCCGUGUCCUCCUUAACAUCGGGCUGCUCGCAGAAAUUGAGCAUGACUUGUGUCAUUUCUCAAAGGCAAUCGUAGCGCGUGGUGCGCUCGUGAAACUCGCCGAAGCGUGGGGGUGCCAAACUGAGGAAAUCCUGCACUUGAAACACGAUCUUGGGCAUCUGCAUCAACUCUGUGCUACCACCAACGGUAAGGGACUUGCUGGUGAUUCGAUUGAAGAAGCGAAAAGCCUGUUCGAGGAAAUCCUUCGUGAAGAAACGAUACGGUCUCCUGCAAAUAGAAGCCUGAAAUGGGCAACCGAAACCAACCUUGGAUCCAUCUACUGGAGCAAGCAUCGUAACACCGAUGCAAAGCAGAUGCAAGAAUCCAUCUACCGUGACAUAGACGCGCGACCAGUCCUUACUAAAGACGAGGAGUACAUGUUGAUAGAAAGUAUUCGAAAUCUUGCUCUAGCGGCGGACGAUGCUGGCCAUCACGACGAGGCUAUAAACCAUCUUCAAAGGGCUGCAGACAGAAGCGUGAAAGCAUUGGGUAGAAGCGACACAUUCAGCAAAGCGACAAAGGUACUAGGGAAAGACAUGUUUAGCAAAGUCAAUGAAAAGCCGUCGAAAACGACAGGGAAGGAUGAUACGCUCAGCAAGGCGUUGAUGGAACUGAGGGAUUCGUGGAUUGAUGCCCCUGCGAAACCGUACAGGACUCGCAAGCACGACUCGGUGCAAUCUCCGGAGUGA
Molecule: messenger RNA, 1077 nt
Organism: Paraphaeosphaeria sporulosa
Lineage: Eukaryota; Fungi; Ascomycota; Dothideomycetes; Pleosporales; Didymosphaeriaceae
Exons: 1
Coding region: 1-1077 (358 amino acids)
Molecular function (GO): protein binding
Source: RefSeq, a predicted model, not a curated record